Phalacrocorax carbo (great cormorant) is the source of this 5202-nucleotide messenger RNA. Lineage: Eukaryota; Metazoa; Chordata; Aves; Suliformes; Phalacrocoracidae. The record is from RefSeq and is a predicted model, not a curated record.
GAACUUCGCAGGCAGGGGUCUGCUAACGCCACUCCCCUCGGCGCCGGGAGCCGGGCCGCCCGCCCGCCGCCUUUGUGCGCGCAGCCCCCGCGCUCGCCGGGGAGGCAACGUGCUCCGCGCCGCUCCCCGCCCCCGGCCCCUCCUGCCUCGCUGGGCUCUGCCUCCCCUCAGUCGUCUCGGUGGGUGGGGGGCUGGGGGGGGGUGACUGCCCUCCGCAGGGGAGCGGCAGCGGCAGCGGGUGUUCCCCUCCUCCGGGCAGGAUGGUGGACCUGGACAGCGAGGUGCCCCCGCUCCCCCCGCGGUACCGCUUUCGGGACCUGCUGCUGGGCGACCAGGGCUGGCAGAGCGACGACAGGGUGCAAGUUGAAUUCUAUAUGAAUGAAAAUACAUUUAAAGAGAGACUAAAGCUCUUCUUCAUCAAAAACCAAAGAUCAAGUCUGAGAAUACGAUUAUUCAAUUUUUCUCUCAAGCUACUGAGCUGUUUCUUAUAUAUAAUUCGCGUACUCCUGGAUGAUCCUACACAAGGACUUGGAUGCAAGGACUUAAACCGGAGUUGUUCCAAUCAAAACUACACAUCUGGAACAAUUGAUUGGUCUCCUAUUAUUUGGGUGAAUCGAAGCUUGCCUUUGUGGGGAUUACAGGUUUCUGUGGCUUUAAUAAGUCUCUUUGAAACUCUGUUGCUGAGUUAUCUAAGCUACAAGGGGAAUAUCUGGGAACAAAUUCUGAGAAUACCCUUUCUCCUGGAAAUAAUUAAUGCUGUCCCUUUCAUCAUCACGAUUUUCUGGCCAGUCCUAAGAAACCUGUUUAUUCCUGUAUUUUUAAAUUGUUGGCUGGCAAAGCAUGCUUUAGAGAAUAUGAUUAAUGAUCUUCACAGAGCCAUACAACGCACACAGUCUGCAAUGUUUAACCAAGUCCUCAUUUUAAUAUCUACAUUACUAUGUCUUAUCUUCACUUGUAUUUGUGGAAUUCAGCAUCUGGAACGAGCAGGAAACAGGUUGACUCUCUUUGACUCCCUUUAUUUCUGCAUAGUGACAUUUUCCACUGUGGGCUUUGGGGAUGUUACACCCAAGAUAUGGCCUUCAAAGCUGCUUGUUGUCAUUAUGAUCUGUGUUGCUCUUGUGGUGUUGCCCAUACAGUUUGAACAGCUGGCAUAUUUGUGGAUGGAGAGACAAAAGUCUGGUGGUAACUACAGUCGACACAGAGCUCAGACGGAAAAACAUGUUGUGCUGUGUGUUAGCUCUCUGAAGAUUGACUUACUUAUGGAUUUCUUAAAUGAAUUCUAUGCUCACCCCAGAUUGCAGGACUAUUAUGUCGUUAUUUUGUGUCCUACUGAGAUGGAUGCUCAGGUCCGAAGGGUGUUACAAAUCCCAAUGUGGUCCCAAAGAGUUAUCUAUCUGCAAGGCUCAGCACUGAAAGAUCAAGACUUGUUGAGAGCUAAAAUGGAUGAUGCUGAAGCUUGUUUCAUUCUAAGUAGCCGCUGUGAGGUGGACCGGACAGCAGCUGAUCAUCAAACCAUUUUAAGAGCUUGGGCAGUUAAAGACUUCGCUCCAAAUUGUCCUUUGUAUGUCCAGAUACUGAAACCUGAGAAUAAAUUCCACAUCAAGUUUGCAGAUCAUGUUGUGUGUGAAGAGGAAUUCAAAUAUGCAAUGCUAGCUUUAAAUUGUAUAUGCCCAGCUACCUCUACAUUAAUCACACUGCUGGUUCAUACAUCUAGGGGACAAACAGCCCCAUGGGAAGCUUUUAGACAGCUAACUGGAACCAAGCAGACUUUAAACAGGGAGAGUCAGCAAUCGCCGGAACAAUGGCAGAAAAUGUACGGCAGAUGCUCUGGUAAUGAAGUGUAUCAUAUUAACCUGGAAGAAAGCACAUUUUUUGCUGAGUAUGAGGGGAAAAGCUUCACAUAUGCUUCUUUCCAUGCACAUAAAAGGUUUGGAGUCUGUCUGAUUGGUGUUAGAAAGGAAGAUAACAAAAACAUUUUGCUGAAUCCAGGUCCUCGAUAUAUCAUGAGUUCUACAGACAUAUGCUUUUAUAUAAAUAUCACCAAAGAAGAGAAUUCUGCUUUUAAGAAGCAAGAAAAGCACAGAAAAAACCAUGAAGCAAAAUUAUCUUAUCAUGGAACUUCUAGGUUACCUGUACACAGUAUAAUAGCCAGCAUGGGGACAGUGGCUAUGGAUUUACAAGAUACAGGAUGCCGAACAUCCAGCGGACCUACGCUAGCUCUUCCUUCAGAGGGAGGUAAAGAGGGCAGAAGACCCAGUAUAGCACCUGUUUUGGAGGUUGCAGACUCAUCCUCACUUCAGACAUGUGACCUGCUAAGUGACCAGUCAGAAGAUGAAACUACCCCAUCAGAUGAUGAAGUCUCUGCAGGCUUAGAGUAUGCCAAAGGCUAUCCUCCUUACUCUCCAUAUAUUGGUAGCUCUCCCACAUUCUGUCAUCUUCUGCAUGAAAAAGUACCAUUCUGUUGUCUAAGACUAGAUAAGGGAUGCCAACAUAACUACUAUGAAGACGCCAAAGCCUAUGGAUUCAAAAAUAAAUUGAUUAUAGUUGCAGCAGAAACUGCUGGAAAUGGCUUAUAUAACUUCAUUGUUCCACUCAGAGCUUAUUACCGGCCAAGGAAAGAACUAAAUCCCAUUGUAUUACUUCUGGAUAACCCCCUAGAUGACUUACUAAGAUGCGGGGUCACCUUUGCAGCUAAUAUGGUGGUGGUGGACAAAGAAAGUACAAUGAGUGCCGAGGAAGACUACAUGGCAGAUGCUAAGACUAUUGUAAAUGUUCAAACACUCUUUAGGUUGUUCUCAAGCCUAAGCAUUAUCACAGAACUAACUCACCCAGCCAAUAUGAGAUUCAUGCAGUUCAGAGCCAAAGACUGCUAUUCUAUCGCUUUAUCCAAAUUAGAAAAGAAAGAGCGGGAGAAGGGAUCUAAUCUGGCGUUUAUGUUUCGACUGCCCUUCGCUGCUGGCAGGGUUUUCAGCAUCAGUAUGUUGGAUACACUGCUUUAUCAGUCAUUUGUGAAAGAUUAUAUGAUUUCUAUCACAAGACUUCUGCUGGGACUUGAUACCACACCAGGAUCUGGGUUUCUUUGUUCUAUGAAAAUCACAGAAGAGGAUCUAUGGAUUAGAACAUAUGCCAGACUAUAUCAGAAACUUUGUUCUUCUACAGGAGACAUUCCAAUUGGAGUCUAUAGGACAGAAUCCCAAAAGCUUACAACAUCUGAGUCACGAGAAAUGGCUUCACAAUCUCAAAUCUCUAUCAGUGUGGAAGAAUGGGAAGACACUAAAGACACCAAAGAACAGAUUAGUUAUCGUAGUAAUCAUCGUAACUCAACAUCUAGUGAUCAGUCUGAUCAUCCCUUGUUACGACGAAAAAGCAUGCAGUGGGCCCGACGGCUGAGCCGAAGAGUACCAAGACACUCUGGUAAAACAGCUGAGAAGAUAAACCAGCAGCGAAUGAACCUUUACAGGAGGUCAGAAAGGCAGGAGCUUGCUGAACUUGUGAAAAACAGAAUGAAGCAUCUGGGCCUUUCUCCAGCAGGAUAUGAUGAAAUGAAUGAUCAUCAGAACACCCUUUCUUACAUCCUCAUCAAUCCUUCUCCAGAUACAAGAUUAGAGCUGAAUGAUAUAGUAUACUUGAUCCGACCUGAUCCAUUGGCUUAUGUUCCAAAUACUGCACCCAGCCGAAAAGACAGCUUCUGCAAUACAGUGGGACAAGACACAAGGGAGGAAACACAACUUUGAUAUGUAACUCAUCACAAAAAUAAGAGACAAUUUUAUAUACGUUGUUUCCACUAACCAUUUUGAAAACCAAGUGGUACAUUUUAUUCAGAUUUUGGAAACAAAAUGACAGUGGGUAAGUGACCAAAUUCAGAAGCGUGGUAUCAAGCUUGUGGCCUGUUCAAUAGGGUAGUUGAACUUUGCCAGUUUAACAGAAUUAUGAUACCUAUUACUAUUUAACCAACAUGAACAAGUUAUUUUAGAAGUGAUAGAUUCCAUCAUGCGUUUUGCUUAGAUGCUUCUAAGCAUAUUUAUCAAGGUGACAGCAUGUCAAUGACUAAGCUUCUGACCUACAUCAGUAAAGAUUAUCUGAUGCCCAUAGAGAGACCAUGCAUAAUCUGUGGUAGAAAAAUACGUUAAUACCUGAAGGCAUCAAUGAGGCUUUGCACGUCAAGAAUCCAGCCUUUGAAAGAAUUUUCAGUCUCAGCCUAUCACCCAUUUAUAUUAGAACAGGCUAGUUCCAAUUCCAUUUUAGCCUGCAGGACUUGAGUGUUAGUUCUCUGGGUUUACACAGAUAAGGUUGCGAUGACACAGCCUUGUCACACCAUAGAGGUUAAGAGCUGAGGCAUAUCUACUGAAAGAUUAGCUCAGAGGAGCCCACUUGGAGGAAAGUCCCUAUCAUCUCACACAGGCAGCCCCCCACAUUUGCAAAAACUGGGAAGGUACUACCUGUGUGAAACUGCAAACAAUAGUAGCUCAGGUGAAAUAUAAUCCUUUUAACCUUAGAGAUUUUGUCAACGGUAGCCUGAAUAGAUUGCAAUACAAAAGUGAGAGCAUCCCUCUAGAAAAUUAUUUAUACAAGUCUUUCCCAUUUCCAUGAAUAUGCCAGAACUGCAACUGUCCAAAGUAUGUACAUGCCCAGCCAUUCAGAUUACCCAAAUGUAGUACAUUUUCAUAUGAAAUUAUGUAUCACACUGAAAAUUAAGGAAAUUCAUGAUCCAUUCCAUAAAGCAAGUGUAAUACCACUUUAUGUGAAAAGGCACCAUGGAUUUGAAGAGUCUGUUUUCACAUUAAGUACAGAAGAAAGCAUCUGCUAGUAUAUGAAACGUCUGAAGCUGCUACAGCAUCUCUAGUCUACACAUACAAGAAUGCCACAAUUGGUCAAGCUUUCUACAGAAUUAAGAAUGGCUGCACAUGGUCUUCCAAAAAAAUCACAAUCUUGCUGUGCUGUCUGUCACAAAGGGGGAAGAGCAUGCUUAAGGUAAAAACCCUACUGUUACAAUUGUCUAUAUAGAACUGGUACAAGGAAUUUGGCAGGUAGUCUGGAGACAGCCUGACAGAUGGAAAAACUGAUUAUUCUUUACAUUCCCUUGAUGUCCUACAUGUACAAAAAUUCAGUCAAAAUUGUUUAUAUUCUCUUCUAUAUUAUUUGUAGAAAAGCUACAAUUUAUUUCUGAAAAAUAAAACAACAAGUUGCCCCGUGAACAACUCA